AUGAAAGAAACAAUCUCUGAGAAACUUGAGAAAUAUUUCUUUAACCUUCAAUAUGAAGAUUACGAUAAGGCUGACCAAAAACUUAUUCAGCUUUUAUCUUUAGAAACUGAAGAAUGCGAAGAAUUGUAUCAAAAAGAACCCAAACUUUUUGAUCAAUAUUUUAGAAUGACUAAAAUAGAUGAACCUGAUAUUGAAUCAGAACAAGAAGAUAACUUUAAAACUAAUACAAAGACUGUAAAGUUUGAAUAUUCAGAUAUGGAAGAUGAUGAAGCAGAAUCUUCUUAUACAGCCGCAAGAAGAAGCAAUAAAAAGAAAUAUGAGUUCAAAAUGCCUGUCCACAAUGGUAUUCCAGACAGUAGCAAAGGACCCAAUACGAUCAAUGUACUCAAUAUUGAUUGUAUCCAAGAUCUAAAACUCAGAGAAAGAGUUGUAGAAAAAUGGGUUACUGAGAUUUCACUAAUCUUACAAACAAACCCAGAUGAAUUUGAGAAAGCAAAAAAUGUUCUACUUUUAGAAUACAAAACUGAUGGAAUUGUGCAAAAGUUCCUAAGAAACAAUAAUUGGAAUGAAGAUUUGCAUGGUUCAGAUCUUUUUGAUAAUCUCAUAAAUGUCAUAUACACUACUUUCUUAGGUCUUGAUUAUAUUUCUAAUAAAGACUUUACCAUUAAUAAGAAAGUUGACGUAGCAAGAGUUUCAAUGACAAAACUCCAAUUACAUGAUAUUAGUCUUCUCGACAAAUACACAUGUAUGUAUGAAUCAUAUCUAUAUGAUAUUCCCCAGAGAAGUGAAUAUGCACAAUGGAUAUCUGCUUAUCUCAUGAAAAUUCCAAUUAUUGGAGAAAUCUAUACUGAAAGAUGGAAAAAAGAAGCUACUGGAGAAAUCCAGCAAACCAGUCUUUCUUAUGCAACAAAAAUUGCAAAGGAAGAAAUUGAUAGAAUCUGUCAAGACAGAUAUAACAACAAAAGCUCAAAACAAUAA
Molecule: messenger RNA, 978 nt
Organism: Lactuca virosa
Lineage: Eukaryota; Viridiplantae; Streptophyta; Magnoliopsida; Asterales; Asteraceae
Source: the annotation of a GenBank genome assembly